This is a messenger RNA of Cajanus cajan (pigeon pea), 925 nucleotides long. Its product is annotated as rhodanese-like domain-containing protein 6. NCBI's taxonomy places the organism in Eukaryota, Viridiplantae, Streptophyta, Magnoliopsida, Fabales, Fabaceae. The record is from RefSeq and is a predicted model, not a curated record.
UUGGGGACAUUAAUUACCGGUUAUCUGACACUAGCUACCGUCUUUGUUAAGCAGAGGUUGGUAGGUCAAAUUAGCAGUUACUAGAUCUACUGUUGUAAGCUGCAGUAAAGUUUGUGCGUCAUGGAGGACCAAAGGGAGAGAAAACCCAGAAUCCUGUGCCUCCAUGGAUUCAGAACCAGUGGCCAAAUCCUGAAGCAAUUAGUCCUAAGGUGGCCAGAAUCUGUGACACAAAAGCUGGACCUCGUCUUCCUGGACGCCCAGUUUCCCGCACAGGGAACAUCCAGCGUUGAAGGCAUUUUUGACCCUCCUUAUUAUGAAUGGUUCCAAGCCAAUGAGGACUUCUCCCAGUAUACCAACUUCGAAGAAUGUUUAACAUACAUCGAAGAUUUCAUGCUCAACAAUGGUCCUUUCGAUGGUAUACUUGGCUUCUCUCAGGGAGCAAUUUUAGCGGCUGCAAUACCAGGAAUGCAAACCCAGGGUGUGGCACUUGGGAAGGUAAACAAGAUCAAGUUUGUGAUUGUGAUAUCAGGAGCCAAGUUUGGUGGAAACAAGUUUGGAAUGCCUAAACUGGCUUGCAAUACAUUUUCAAAACCAAUUGAUUGCCCGUCCCUUCACUUGAUAGGGGAGAAGGAUUUCAUGCAGUCAGAGAACAUUGCUUUGUUGGAAGCAUUCGAGAAUCCUGUUGUGAUUCACCACCCUGGAGGGCAUACAGUCCCCAGACUUGUUGAUGAAAGUCUUGAAAUUAUGGUCAAUUUCAUUGACACGAUUCAGAGGACGAUUUAGGAUUGUCAUGUCAAGACUUGAAUCUUAUGUAAUAUACUAUGAAACUUUACUGAGACCAUAUAUAAUAAAAAAGUUUCCGUGUAAUAUACUAAAAUAUAUCAGGCCAGCGUCAAUCAAUGGUUAAAUUUGAGUUCAUUUUAUA